GAGAGAGAGAGAGAGAGAGAGAGAGAGAUAGAGAGAGGGAGGGAGAGACGCGCACACACGAGCGUCGUCGGUGCGGGGGGCGUCGCGCGGGCCAUGUCGGAGUGCGCGGGGGCAGCGGAGGCGGCGCGGGCGCUGUGGUGCCGCGACGGGGCGGCGGCGGCGCACCUGAAGGUGGUGUCGCUGGGGGCGAUACUGGCGGCGAGCGCGGCGGGGGUGGCGGCGCCGGUGGGGCUGGCGCGGGUGUUCGAGGGGCGGCCGGCGUACGGGCGGGCGCUGCUGCUGAUAAAGUGCUACGCGGCGGGGGUGAUCCUGUCGACGGCGCUCGUCCACGUCCUCCCCGACGCCUUCGCCGCCCUCUCCGAUUGCCGCGUCGCCUCCCGCUCCCCCUGGCGCGACUUCCCCUUCUCCGGCCUCGUCUCCCUCGUCGGCGCCCUCCUCGCCCUCCUCGUCGACCUCUCCGCCACCUCCCACGCCGACGCCUCCCUCUCCCCCAACCCCUCCUCCGCCAACCCCUACGCCCCCAUCGACCUCCACCUCCACAAGCUGGACGCCGACUCCACCGCCAUCGUCGUCUCCGCCGGAUGCCACGGGCUCAACGGAGGAGGAGGAGCGGCGGCGGCGGCGGAGGGGGAGGAGGAGGAGGAGGGAGGAGUGGAGGAGAGGAUGGCGAAGCUGAAGCAGAGGAUGGUGUCGCAGGUGCUCGAGAUCGGGAUCAUAUUCCACUCCGUCAUCAUCGGGGUCACCAUGGGCAUGUCGCAGAACGUCUGCGCCAUUCGCCCCCUCGUCGUCGCCCUCUGCUUCCACCAAAUCUUCGAAGGGAUGGGCCUCGGCGGAUGCAUCGCCCAGGCUGGUUUUGGCUUGGGAACUGUGGGUUACAUGUGCAUUAUGUUCGCGGUGACUACGCCAAUGGGAAUUGUUUUGGGCAUGAUAAUUUUCUAUUUGACAGGCUACGAUGACAGCAACCCUAAUGCCCUUAUACUAGAAGGGCUUUUGGGUUCUCUCUCUUCUGGAAUUCUUGUUUAUAUGGCGCUUGUUGAUCUUAUUGCCUUAGAUUUCUUCCACAAUAAAACAAUGUCUUCGAGUCCUCGGUUAAAAAAGGCUUCAUACAUAGCUUUAGUGCUCGGAUCUGCUUCAAUGUCGGUACUCGCACUUUGGGCAUAAUUUAUAGUAAAAUGCAAUCGUUGGAAUUGUAGAAACAAUUACUGAGCUCCUCCUUUUGGUAAGGUAAAGAUGAAGAUUGUUAAUGAAAAUACUAUUAGGAACAUUGACAUUACAUUGUUGUGCUUUGUACAUCUGUGUUUCCUAAUAGCUUGAAAAUUUUAAUUUAAGUUGUUUAAUUUCUACUGCCUGCAACUAAGAUAUUAUAGUUUGCCGUU
Ananas comosus (pineapple) is the source of this 1376-nucleotide messenger RNA. RefSeq names its product zinc transporter 6. Gene Ontology annotation, biological process: zinc ion transmembrane transport. Lineage: Eukaryota; Viridiplantae; Streptophyta; Magnoliopsida; Poales; Bromeliaceae. Gene Ontology annotation, cellular component: plasma membrane. The transcript has 2 exons. Gene Ontology annotation, molecular function: zinc ion transmembrane transporter activity. Bases 94 to 1161 code for a protein of 355 amino acids. The record is from RefSeq and is a predicted model, not a curated record.